CGAACGUGCUAUAAAUUGGCAUUUCCAGCGCACUCAUAGCCGCAAUGAAAAGAAGCUCGAAAUGGAUAAAUGGACUACAGACUAUCUCCAGAGCUGGCAGGCUGAUUUCGGGAACGAGCCCGAUGCCCCACACUCGCUACAGUUUCUUGAAGACUUACUGUCGGAAUUGAAAGGACUUGCCCACACACAAUCUGCCGAAACGACAGACUCCAGCUCUGAGACAGUUGCAUUAUCAAUCAUAGAGGCUAUCAAGUCACGAAAGAACCCUGAAGGAGCGCUGAUAGACUUCCAGGCUGUUCUGUUUGAGGCCGCCAUAUCCUCACCACUAGAUCCAAGUGAUCUUACAGAAGUAACGCGCUUGUUAGUAAAUUGCCUUCCUUCACCUUUCAGAGAGGAGCUUAAAUAUCAAAUCUGUGUGAACAUACGGGAAAGAUGGAACGGACCUGAUAAACCCAGCCCUGGAAAAGAAAUAGACCUGUGCAUUGAGGAGUGGAUUUCCUUGAACACUUUUGUUGCAUAUCUUACACGAGCGCAUGCUGUGUCGCUUGAAGACUACGCAUUACGAACUUUUAACAGAGCAUUUGACUCAGAAACUUACCUUGAGCACGAAAGGAUUUAUCAUGUCCCGGCAGCAGCAGCUUGGAUAAGUAUUUUAGGUACGGAUAUCUAUCUUUGGUCGUCACAAAAUGCUGGCAGUAAUGGUUCGACCGGUUUUACAUGGCCUAAAUGGGAUAAGUGGAAGCAAGGCUUUGAGAUAUCGUCGAAAUCAGACAAAUUGUCCUGUCAAACCAAGAAAAAAGCUGAAAUGGCUUUGUAUAAAAUGAGAGAGCUAGAGACCGCAGCACUAUCCUAGGGAGACGAGGGAUAGGAAAGAAUAGGCCUUGAAAUAGUCUAACUCAGAUUCUUACUUUUCGAAUAUAAUGGAGCCUGAUUUGUAUGAAAUCACCAAGAUUUACUUUUUUGGGGUGGAUAAAGGAGUCAGU
Messenger RNA from Aspergillus alliaceus, 983 nucleotides. RefSeq lists its product as uncharacterized. The record is from RefSeq and is a predicted model, not a curated record. NCBI's taxonomy places the organism in Eukaryota, Fungi, Ascomycota, Eurotiomycetes, Eurotiales, Aspergillaceae. The transcript is spliced from 2 exons. Bases 62 to 853 code for a protein of 263 amino acids.